AACAGAAACGGUAGUGUAGGAAACUGAAUUAAAAUGACGAGAGAUAAAAGAAACGAGGAACAUCAGCCUUUACUUAAAGACAUAAAAGAAACAAAGGGGACAUUUAAGGUUCCUAACAGAUCGCUUCUACUGGCUGUUUGUGCAGCAUGUAUCGGAGGGACCUUUCAGUAUGGUUAUAAUAUUUCAAUAAUCAAUGCUCCCACAAAGUCUGUGCAGAAUUUCAUCAACCAAACGUGGCUGGAACGUUAUGACAGUCAGAUCUCAGAGCAAGCCCUUACUCUGCUCUGGUCCACCAUCGUGUCCAUUUUCACUUUAGGAGGAUUUGUUGGAGCAUCAAUUGGUGGAACACUAGCCAUUAGAUUUGGGAGAAAAGGGACACUGCUUUUCAACAACCUGUUUGCCCUGCUGGCGGCUCUGUUCAUGGGCCUGAGCUACCCCACUGGAGCGUUUGAACUCCUCAUUGUUGGACGUUUCCUCACAGGGCUUAAUGCAGGUAUUGGCAUAUGUACUCAGCCUCUCUACCUGGGGGAAAUAGCCCCUAGGGCACUCCGGGGUGCCAUGGCGAUGGGGACCUCCAUAUUUAUCACUGGGGGGAUUCUUACUGGACAGGUGAUUGGUCUAAAUGAACUACUGGGUAAAGAGGAGUACUGGCCCAUCCUACUGUCCACCACGUGUAUCCCAGCAUUCCUGCAGCUCCUCAUUCUGCCCUGGUUCCCAGAGAGCCCUCGUUACCUGCUCAUCGACCAAGGAGAUGACCAAGGGUGCAAAAGUGCGCUGAAACGACUGCACGGCACCGAUAACUUUGACAGCGAGCUGGAGGACAUGGAGAGGGAGAGGGUCAGCGCAGGCGGGGUCAAAGCCAGGAAGCCCUGGGAGUUGUUCUCAGACCGCAGCCUCCGGUGGCAGCUUCUCUCCAUCAUCAUCAUCAACUGUGCUCAGCAGCUCAACGGCAUCAACGCUAUUUAUUUCUAUGCAGAUUAUGUGUUUAGGCAGGCUGGUAUUUCAGAGGAUAAGAUACCGUACACUGUUGUGGGAACGGGUGCCUGUGAGUGCAUCACUGCCCUAACUUGUGGCCUGCUUAUUGAAUGCUUGGGAAGGAAAGUGCUCAUCAUUGGAGGGUACACCCUCAUGUCUAUCUGGUGCAUUCUGUUCACUCUGACCCUCACCUUCCAAGAUGCUAGUCCAUGGGUUCCUUAUCUCAGCAUGGCAUGUAUCUUUGCUUUCAUCCUGAGCUUUGGUUUGGGGCCAGGCGGCGUGACAAACAUCUUGACCACGGAGUUGUUCACUCAGACCACACGCCCGGCUGCCUACAUGAUUGGAGGCUCUGUGAACUGGCUCAGUUUCUUCCUCAUAGGAAUGGUUUUCCCGUUCAUUGUGACUGGGCUGCAGCAGUACUGUUUCCUAGUGUUCCUGGUCGUUUGUUGCUUGGUGGCAAUAUACAUUUUCCUGGUGGUUCCCGAGACCAAGAACAAAACGUUCUUGGAGAUCCAUAAUGAGUUCCAGUCCAAGAAGAACCCCGGCAAAGCAGACAGUACUGAUGGAAAGACAACACUGAUGUCCACUCCUCUGUGAAACUCAGCCUCUGUUCAUCAUUCCACAUCUUCCAAUGCCGUGCAUGUCAUAACACCUGCUUCCAAAACUGGAAUCAAGAUUUAACCCAUUCUAACUAUAUAAUGUGGGAAUGUACAAAGCAUUACAAUUAAUUAGGUGCUAUUCUUUAUCUUAAUAUGGUAUGAAUACUAAAUGUUGUUUG
Messenger RNA from Osmerus eperlanus (European smelt), 1753 nucleotides. Its product is annotated as solute carrier family 2, facilitated glucose transporter member 11-like. The coding region runs from base 34 to 1572 and encodes 512 amino acids. Gene Ontology annotation, molecular function: hexose transmembrane transporter activity. Gene Ontology annotation, cellular component: plasma membrane. Lineage: Eukaryota; Metazoa; Chordata; Actinopteri; Osmeriformes; Osmeridae. The transcript has 12 exons. Gene Ontology annotation, biological process: monosaccharide transmembrane transport. The record is from RefSeq and is a predicted model, not a curated record.